Messenger RNA from Eublepharis macularius, 3028 nucleotides. It is a transcript of the gene ARB2A, whose product is annotated as family with sequence similarity 172 member A. The transcript is spliced from 11 exons. The coding region runs from base 365 to 1615 and encodes 416 amino acids. NCBI's taxonomy places the organism in Eukaryota, Metazoa, Chordata, Lepidosauria, Squamata, Eublepharidae. Gene Ontology annotation, cellular component: nucleus. The record is from RefSeq and is a predicted model, not a curated record. Gene Ontology annotation, molecular function: siRNA binding. Gene Ontology annotation, biological process: regulatory ncRNA-mediated heterochromatin formation.
UCGACUAUUCCGUUCACUCCCCUCCCUCGAUAACAGGAGCGGAACCCCCAGCCUCUCAGGGGCUCGAGAGAAACCGAGGCGAAGUUUUAUGGCCCAGAGGGGGGUGGCGUGCGGAGAUAGAAGAGCCUUGCGGCCGCCCCCACCCAACCACGGCACAGCCCUCCCCGGGCCACUCUUCGUUGGGAGGCACCUCGCGGAGACUGCGCCUGGGGUGCCCGGGUGCUGCUCACCCUCUCCGCUCUGACGCGACCAGGAAGUGAAAACUUCCCGUCAGAAAUCACAGGAACCCCUUCGGCUGAGUUCUUGAGUGCUGCCCCUCUAACGAUAGAAACCUCUCUGGUUCCGGCUCAUCUACCCAAGAUUGAUGUAUGUAACCUCCAUUGCUUUAAUUUGGUUGCAAAUUUGGAUAAGCAUGGCACAGCUCCAGCAAGGAGGCCCUGACGAGAAAGAGAAGACUACAGCAUUAAAGGAUUUGUUAUCUAGAAUAGACUUGGAUGAACUAAUGAAAAAGGAUGAACCACCUCUUGAGUUCCCUGAUACUCUUGAAGGAUUUGAAUAUGCCUUUAAUGAAAAGGGGCAGUUAAGACAUAUAAAAAGUGGGGAGCCAUUUAUUUUUAACUAUCGUGAAGAUUUGCAUAGAUGGAACCAAAAACGCUAUGAAGCUCUCGGAGAGAUCAUCACAAAGUAUGUGUAUGAACUUCUGGAAGAAGAAUGCCAUUUGAAAAAAGUAUAUAUACCUGUAGAUACAGCGGAGAGUGAACCCAGGAGUUUUAUCUUUAUGAGUGAAGAUGCAAUGACAAAUCCUGACAAACUCAUGGUCUUAAUUCAUGGUAGUGGUGUUGUCAGAGCUGGACAGUGGGCAAGGAGGCUUAUUAUAAAUGAAGAUUUGGACAGUGGUACACAGAUUCCAUAUAUUAAAAGAGCUAUUGAGGAAGGCUAUGGCGUAAUAGUACUGAAUCCAAAUGAGAACUAUAUUGAAGUUGAAAAGACAAAAGCCCAAGCACAGCCGUCUUCUGAUAGCUCAGAUGAACCUGCAGAAAAGAGAGAGAGAAAAGAUAAAAUCCAAAAAGAUACAAAGAAGCGGCGUGACUUUUACGAAAAAUAUCGAAAUCCACAAAAAGAAAAGGAAACUCUGCAGUUGUAUAUUAGAGAAAAUGGCUCUCCUGAAGAACAUGCAAUUUAUGUCUGGGACCAUUUCAUUUUCCGGUCUGCAGCUGAAAGUGUAUUUUUUGUUGCUCACAGUUAUGGUGGCCUUGCCUUUGUGGAACUGAUGAUUCAACGAGAAGCAGAAGUAAAAAACAAAGUUACUGCAGUGGCAUUAACAGAUUCAGUUCACAAUGUGUGGCAUCAGGAAGCUGGCAAAACUAUUCGGGAGUGGAUGCGUGAGAACUGUUGUAACUGGGUAUCAAGUUCAGAACCAGUGGAUACAUCAGUUGAGUCCAUGUUACCAGAUUGCCCACGUGUCUCUGCAGGCACUGAAAGGCACGAGCUGACCUCCUGGAAGAGCUUCCCGUCGAUCUUCAGGUUCUUCGGCGAGGCGCUGGAGGCGAAGCGCAGCUCGGGCAAAGCUGCUCCGACGCGGCGCUCGCAGAGGAUCCGCUACGAGGAGCUGUAGGCGGGGCGCGUGGCGGCGGCGGGGCGGUGUGCAGGCGCUCUGCAGCCCGGCCCCUCAUUAGAUUGCUUUCUUCCUAGAGCACCGGGUCGCCGGCUCUACAUCUAAGUAGCGUUUUGCAUUAUUUCUAGAUGAGUGCAACUGUCAAAGCAAUAUGGGUUCGCUGGUUGUGCUUCCUGUGGGCUGCGGCUUGGAUUUCGGGCUGCCCGUCAGUGCGCAGAUUAAGGCUGACAGCAGCGCCGCGCCGCGCAGCCUGGUGCGGCUCUAAUUGCCCUGACAGCGCCCUGCCCCGAGCUGAUGGCGGUCGCCGCGCCUCCCCUCGGUCCUGGCGCCCUCCUCUCCCUGCCGCUCGUCUCCCAGCCCCCCCCCCCCUCCCGCCAUCCCGACGGGAGCUGCCUAUUUAGUCUUGUAUUUUUAAAACCGCGGGCCUCGGACCAAUCCCACCGAUCCCCGCCCCGUCCCGCCCGCUCUUCGUCUUUUUAAUAAUUUUCUCGCACAAUUUGGGCGGGGGUUCUUUUUAAAUCUUUUUUAAAGCCCAAAGGGUCCCACGUAAAUGGCUAUGGCGCUUCGCACGGCCGCGAUCCUAAACGAUGCAGUCAGUUGUGUUGAAAGCGACGAGCCUUCCUGUGGGCCGAGCCGCCGAGUUUUGGAACAAAGCCUCUUCCGCUUUGUUUGCCCCGCAAUCCCUACUAAAGUGACGCACCGGCUGGCAUCCCGCGGAAAUCUCCUGAAUGGGUAUUCUGUUUUUAUUGCGAAGGAAGAUUUGAGCGAGCCUGAAGAAGGCUCCAGUAAAUCUGGACGUUGAAAAGGACUUAAUUUGACAUCCAAAUGUGUUUCUCCUGAGUGCUCUUUUCCUGGAGGGGGGGAGUUGCUGAGUCAUUUUUCAGGAAGUGAAAAAGAUGCAGCAGCACAAAUAUGUUGUAGAUCAAAGGCCAGUAUUUAAAAAAAAAAAGUUCCUUCUGCUGCUUGGUUGAAACGUUUAUUUUUUAUUCCACCAGAAUAUCUAUUUUGUGACAGAUCAAUUUAUUAACGACUUUUUUAAAAUGCUGAACAGUAUCAAGACAAUGCACCUGCCCGCCCCCAGCAACCUUUCCCUUGUCCAGGGUGAAGUGGGGGGGGGGGGGAAUUGCACACCUUUUCCUCACCUACUUAAACGGGGCCACUUCUGGCUGGGAAGGUGCAUCACUUUGUUGAACUUCAUUUAGUAGCAAGUUCUACCUGAAGCUAGUAGCGUAUUUUCUCCUGGAAACACUGUGAGUGAGAAAUACUGAUAGAACAAGAAAAAGAAAGAAAGAAAAAAAGCCCACUGUUAUUGCUAAUAGCAUUUAUCCUCCAGAUUAUUUCAUUUUCACAUCCCUUCAAUUUUGAGGCCUUCUUAAUGAUUUGUAAAAUAGAAAAGAGUCCAGUAGCACCUUU